Messenger RNA from Pelobates fuscus (common spadefoot toad), 2770 nucleotides. RefSeq names its product beta-1,4-galactosyltransferase 2 (gene B4GALT2). The transcript has 7 exons. Gene Ontology annotation, molecular function: galactosyltransferase activity. The record is from RefSeq and is a predicted model, not a curated record. The coding region runs from base 384 to 1508 and encodes 374 amino acids. Gene Ontology annotation, biological process: carbohydrate metabolic process. NCBI's taxonomy places the organism in Eukaryota, Metazoa, Chordata, Amphibia, Anura, Pelobatidae. Gene Ontology annotation, cellular component: Golgi apparatus.
CGGCUGCUUUUUGGGGGGUUUCGGGUUAUAUAUUUAUUCCCAUCCUUGUGGCCCCGUGUUCCUCCCGCUGUCUGUCCGGGAUUGGGGGCUGGGGAGUCAGUGUGGCCCGGGAGGAGCCCCCCCUUAUCCUCCAUCCCUCCCUCCCUCCCCCCGGCCGGCUGACAGGGGGGGCGGCCAUGAGAACGGAUACAAAGUAACAGAGAGAUGGAACCUCGCGGGGCCCGGGGCUGGGGGGGGAGCACCCGGGACAUGGCUGCAGGGAGGAGGGGGUAACAGCGGGCUGGACAGCGACCGGGGCAGGUCUUGCAUCAUUCGCAGUCAGUGCUGGACUCCCACUCCUUGGGGGCACAUGGUGUCCUGCCUCGCUACCCCCUACCCAGAAGAUGACCAGAUUGCUAUUGGGAGUCACCCUAGAGAGGAUCUGUAAGGCUGUCCUCCUGCUCUGCCUGGUGCACUUUGUCAUCAUCAUGAUCCUCUACUUUGAUGUUUAUGCCCAACGCUUGGACUUCUUUAACAGGUUCAACAUCAAGAACUCCUCUCGAGUACACCCAUACUAUAACUUCUCACGGCCAAAUGGCACUGUCCACAGCUAUGCUGCUGCCACUUCUGCAGGGGACCCAUUUACACUCAGUGCCAAGCUGGAACUCAAUCAGACCAUCACCGAGAAACCUCUAAUCCCUUGUCCGGAUUCUCCUCCAGGUCUCGUUGGGCGUCUCCUUAUCGAAUUUAGCUCGCCUAUGAGCAUGGAGAGAGUUCAGAGGGAAAAUCCAGAUGUGACUGAAGGGGGCAAAUAUACUCCCCCAGACUGCCAGCCCAAAGAGAGAGUGGCUAUAAUCAUUCCAUUUCGACACCGAGACCACCAUCUGAAAUACUGGCUGCAUUAUCUCCACCCUAUACUGCGGCGUCAGAAGGUGGGAUAUGGGAUUUAUAUCAUUAAUCAGUUUGGCGAGGACACCUUCAACCGAGCCAAGCUGCUGAACAUCGGGUUCCUGGAAGCUCUAAAGGAUGCAGAGUACGACUGUUUUAUUUUCAGUGACGUAGACCUCAUCCCGAUGGAUGACCGAAAUCUGUAUCACUGCUACGAGCAGCCGCGACACUUUGCCAUCGCUAUGGACAAAUUUGGGUUUAGGCUGCCGUACGCUGGCUAUUUUGGAGGAGUGUCUGGACUUAGUAAGGCUCAGUUUUUAAAGAUAAAUGGUUUUCCCAAUGAAUACUGGGGAUGGGGAGGAGAAGAUGAUGAUAUUUACAACCGAAUAACUCUCAACGGCAUGAAGGUUUCCAGGCCUGACAUCCGCAUUGGGCGUUAUCGGAUGAUAAAACAUGAACGUGACAAGCACAAUGAGCCCAAUCCUCAGAGAUUCACAAAGAUCCAGAACACUAAGAUGACAAUGAAGAAGGAUGGUAUAAACACGCUACACUACCAAGUGAUCCACACCGCCAAAUACCCCAUGUACACAAAUAUAACAGUGGAUAUAGGAAAACCGCCACCUCGACCAAUCCGGGGGUGACUGGUGCUCUGCUCCCUGCCUGUAGCCCAUUUUGGACUCCAUCUUUGGAAGGAUCCACAUUCUGUACAAUUUUUAUUUUCAGUCUUGGAAAACAAAGUACAUUCUGCUCGGCCUCCACCAGGGUGUUCCGUUACAGGACAGCGGGAAUAUUUCCUUUCCUGGUUUUUGCUACUUAAUGUGGAAGUGAACUGCUGUGUUUAGAGGAUGACAAGGUGGUUUAACAAACCUGGUGCUGUUAUAGGAAGAGGUCUCCAAGCCAAUGUUUAGUGCGCAUGAAAACGCAGGAAGAUCCAACGUGACCUUUAAACACAUCUCUCGUUCCUUAUUUUCUUUGUGAAACACAUUGGGGAUGAUUUUAUGAAGAGCAAUUUUUGGAGCAAUUAGUAGGAAUAAUACUUUGGUUUUCAUGGUGACUGCUUCACUUUUAAAUCAUUGCCACAAAAUAUAGAUUUCAGUGAACAUAUUUCAUUUUAACAGCAUUUCUCCCCAAAUUGGUAGUUAUACAGGGUUUAUAUACAUUUUUAUAAUCCAUACAUCUGGGAGGGAAUAAAAUUAUCCUUUUUAUGCAGGUAGAGCUCUGAAAUUUGACCUCUGACUAGAUGUGUAGGCAGCUAUUACAGACCACGUUUCCAGUGCUGUUUUUUGUUUUUUAAUUUGUUCUUUAAAUUGAAGGUGGGUCACGGUUGGAGAUCGUUCUAGCUGUUACCUUUGCCACAUUGUUGUCCCGUUUAUAGGAUUUCUUUGAGUGCCAAAGAAAGUUUAAAGUUGGUGGAAAUUGUUUUGGAGGUUUGUUAUGUUUCCUUAUCCCCUAUGUUUUAACAAAUAUGUUGGAUGUGAAAAAAUAAAUUAAAGGGAUCCUAUAGUGCCAGGAAAACAAACCCGUUUUCCAGGCACUAUAGGCUCUUGGAGUGUCCCCCUCCCUCAGGGCCCCCCUCCCUCGGCUCUGAAGGAGUUAAAACCCCUUCAGUCACUUACCUUAAUCCGGUGCUGGUGACCUCUCCUCCGCCGCCGAUGUCAGCUGCCGAGUGGAGCCGAAUGCGCAUGUGCGGCCAGAGGUGCGUGUGCAUUCAAACCGGCCCAUAGGAAAGCAUUACUCCAUGCUUUCCUAUUGGGAUCUUUUUUGACGCCGGAUUCCGUGUGGACAUCUAGCGUCAAAUAAGUGCGAUUUACUCCGUGUAAAUCGCGGAACCGGCCUCUAGUGGCUGUCAGGGAGACAGCCACUAGAGGCUGGAUUAACCCUGCAGUGUAAACAUAGUUUCUAU